UCGCAGUCGAUGGGGUACCUCCUGGGUUCAAUCGCACGGACAGCGGCGAGCGGUCGCUGGGUCUCGAGAUCCGUGACAGGCCACACCACUCCAGGAAAAAAAAGACGCCGAGCGAGAAGACUGCCAAUAUCCAAGCCGGUGUAAAUACGGCCCAGCCUGCUCGCCGAGAGAAGAAUAUUAUGCUGCUGGACGCGGAACGUUGGUUUUCUGAUGCACAAGAAUAGCGGAACCACCAGCAGCUCGAUCUGGAGAAAAAGGUCCCCCAAGCUUGAUGUCGAGGGAGAUCCGCGAGCAGCAACAUCAGGUCUUCCUGGUUACCAUGGCACUCCUGGAGACAUGCAAUCUGAGCCUGUUCACAAAGCCUCAGCACCGACGCCCGAAUGCGAGCCUGCAUUUCUAUGUUGCCCUCGAUCGAACCGAACAAGGUGUGGCAAUUCCACGUGACGAUGCGAAAACGCAAAACGGAACCUCCAAAAACUCUGAAUUUACAUCGCCCCCAGGUUCACAACUAUCCCCGUCCGAGCACGACUCAAGCGGCGAAGAGCUUGCGGAAGAGAAGGAAAAGGAACAGCUGCAGUUGAUUGACCAGCUUCCAAAGUAUCACUUCUGACCGAAUUUGUUUGACCAUAAACUGGUUGCGGAAUCUCCUACUCAUUCAUAAUGCGCACCAAUCGAUCCACCUCGUCCUGCCCGAUGUUGAGGGCGAGCAACUCAGGAGUAGCCGUCACGAUCAUACGACCAAGGGGGUCGAUGUUGCCUCGAAAGAGAAUCCAAAUGUCGUCGUCUUUGAUGAAGUAGCACUCGGUGCGGUAUCCUUUCGUUCCCAUGCGGACACCUGGCGUCCACAUCCCCUUGCGGGUGAAGAUCUCCUUCAUCGGAAACCAAGCGCGUCCCAUCUGUCUCUGCCUCGACCUUACAUAACCAGGAAGUUCAGCCCACACACGAAUAUCAUGCCACAGUUUGUCUCGACGGUCCUGCCAGCGCAUCGGGUGUUCCAACAUGAAAUCGUGGAAUUCCGUCGCGAUAUGUACAGAAGAGAAAUGAACGCUGUAGCUCUGGCUUAUUAUUGCAAAUUUCGUUCCCAUGUCCUCCGCAAUGUGCUGCUGAACAUGACGCCGCAAAGCGUCCUGAAAAUGAUCUUGCCGAGCGGCCAUCAAUAACGGUCUAGGGAAGUCACCGAUCCACCUACUGCGGUCCUCAGGCUCAUCUGCUUGGACCGAUCCACCACUUGCAGCUGGGGCAUUCCCAACAUACUUCGUAGGCCGAGAACCCGCCGAGGAACCCGCCGCCGUACUCUUACAUGCGUAAACUUCCCCCUUCAACUCACCCACUGCCUGGCCCAUCUGCGUCAAGUUCUUGUUCACACUCUCGGUGAACUUGUUGAACUGGACCUCGAACAUGGCAGCAACUCCAGCGUCACCCUGAGAGGAGCCCUGCGGCAGAGCUGCCAGCAGAGUUUCGAUGCCGACGACCUUGGCCGCAAGGAGUGCGAUCUGACCCACCUCCCUCGUCAAACCCGCCUGCUGAUCGGAGAGUACCUUCAUACGUUCCUCCAUCCCACGGCUGGCAGCUGUAUUCUCCUCCAACGCCUUCGCCAUCCGUUCGAGCACAAACAUUUCGCCCACUGUGGUCGCAUCAUCGCCCAUCGCACUGCCGCGAGAGCGAGACACUUCAGAGAGGGAAAUGGGGACUGUCCCCGCAAAACCGCUCGAGCCAGCCUCGUUGGCUGCAAACAAGCUCUAGCCCCCAAGGCCAGGGUUAGAACUUG
Molecule: messenger RNA, 1768 nt
Organism: Prorocentrum cordatum
Lineage: Eukaryota; Dinophyceae; Prorocentrales; Prorocentraceae
Source: the annotation of a GenBank genome assembly